Molecule: messenger RNA, 3959 nt
Organism: Brienomyrus brachyistius
Lineage: Eukaryota; Metazoa; Chordata; Actinopteri; Osteoglossiformes; Mormyridae
Gene: fsd1l
Product: fibronectin type III and SPRY domain containing 1-like
Exons: 13
Coding region: 149-1645 (498 amino acids)
Molecular function (GO): protein binding
Source: RefSeq, a predicted model, not a curated record
CCCCGAGUCUCCCACAGUCUUGAUGUCACUGUGAAAGUGAAUCGCGCAUGUCGCUGCUGCUCCACUUUCUCUCUCCCACCAGAGACUCUUUCUCCUUGAUUCGAUUUGCUCUGUGAAUCAUCACGUUUGCUCUGUGAACAUCUCCGCCAUGGACUCCCAAAAAGAAGCCCUGCACAGGAUAAUUACUACAUUAGCCAAAAGAAAGGAGGAACUGCACACUUUCAUUGAAACACUCAGGUAUUCCCUAACAAGUCUGCAGAGCAACACCUCGCAAGUGCUGUCUGAUCUAGAAGAAGAGUUCGACACGUUAUUUUCCAUUCUGUAUGAGAUGAAAGAGAGCAUGGCCAACACAGUGAAACAGGAGCAGACACGGAAAAUGCAGGAGCUGCAGAAUCAGCUGACUCAGAGCAGCGGUGCAUUGGAGAGCUCGGGCGAGCUGUUAGCCUUCGCCAACAAUGCAAUGCUCAUCAGAGAUGGAGAGGACUUCACGAAGGCCGCCAAACACAUCAGAGAUAGGGUGACUGUGGCUCCAGCGUUCCGUCACACCAUGAAGCUGAAAGCUACAGCGAACAUGUCGUACCUGAUGGUCGAUUUCUCUGAAGAGAGACGAAUGCUGGAAAAGCUUAGCUUUCUUCCCGUGCCCAGAGCACCAGAGAUUGAUGUGACGGGCUGCCUUGUUACCGACAACACAGUGACAGUUGCAUGGAGAAUGCCAGUGGAAGACAGCAAGAUCGAUCGCUAUAUUCUGGAGUAUCGGAAAACAAAUCACGAAGGACUGCCUAGAGUGAAAGACGAAAACUGCUGGGAGGUGGUGGAUGAUGUGAAGGUUACAAAAUUCACACUGACAGGGUUAAAAUUUGAUUCUGAGUUCAUGAACUUCCGUAUACGAGCAUGCAACAAGGCAGCAGUUGGAGACUACUCUGAUCCCGUCACCUUAGAGACAAGAGCUUUUAAUUUCAACUUGGAUGCCACAUCCUCACACCUCAACCUGAAAGUCGAGGACCAAAGGGUUGAAUGGGACCCACAGUCUGGCAAACUGGAAAGCAAAGUCAAAGGCAAAGAGAACAAGGGCAGUGGUGGAACAGCAUCACCCAGCAGAACCAGGCCUACCUCACGAGCACCUGCACCGAGGGGGAGAGACCGGUUUACUGGGGAGUCUUACACAGUACUGGGUGACAAAAGUAUUUCCAGUGGACAGCACUACUGGGAAGUGAAGGCAAUGAAGGACUAUAAGUCUUAUAGUGUGGGAGUGGCCUACAAGAACUUCGGCAAGUUUGACCAGCUGGGGAAGACGAACAGUUCAUGGUGCAUCCAUGUCAACACCUGGCUACAGACAUCUUUAGCUGCCAAGCACAACAACAAGACGAAAAGUCUUGAAGUCCCAGUUCCGGAUGGGAUUGGCGUCUGCUGCGAUUUAGACAGAGGUCAGCUGUCCUUUUACAAUGCAGAAAAUAAACAGUUACUCCACACAUUCAAGACUAAAUUCAUCCAGCCUGUUUUACCCGCUUUUAUGGUGUGGUGUGGAGCGCUGGUGCUCUCCACGGGCUUGCAGGUUCCCAGGGUCAUUGGGGGCGUCCAGAAGACUGACAAGGUCUCAGAGGCUCCAGCGGCCCCAGCGGCCACUGUGGCACCGAGAUUUAGCUGACAGAAUCUCACUUCCUAAAUCCUCGCAAGGCGCGCCCCUUCUGUCAGCUUUUGACGGCCUGAGUGGCACAAAUGAGAGCCGCAUAAUCAGGAAUGCUGUCUAACGAAUGAGGGAGUAUAGAGCAAGAGGGAGCUUAAGAAGGAGCUUUUUUACAGUUUGUGAAUCAACCAGCCUAUGUGUAUUUGUACUAUUUAUACUGUAUAAACAGUAAGUCUCUUUUCAGUGUAUAUGUGUGUGUGUGUGUGUUAUGUACAGUUUAUAUUACAUUGUGGGGACAUUAAUGUGAUAAAAAAUCUUUUAUAUUUUAUUACAUUUUUUUGGGCCCCACAAAGAGAUUUUUUAUUUAAAAAAAAUCCGUGACUGCAAUGAAAAAACUAAAAAUCAAAAGUCCUGUUUUUUAUUUGGUUACUUAUGGUUACGUUUAGGGCUGGGUAGGGUUAAGGUUGUCAUUGUUGGGAUUAGUGUUUUUCCAAAAGAAAUUAACAGACAGUCCCAACACAGAUAUCAAUACAAAUGUGUGUGUGUGUGUGUGUGUGUGUGUGUGUGUGUGUGUGCGUGUGUGCGUGUGUGUGUGCGUGUGUGUGGAACUGCAGAGGUGGAAAUUUCAGGUCCAGAAAGUAAAACUCCAGUAGAAGAUUUUGUUUCAACCAACCAUUUGAGUAUAAAGAGUCACAGUCACAGAGGACUCAGCUGCUUGGUUGAAGCAAAAUCUUGGACUGGAUUUUUACUUUCUGUGCCUGAAAUUUCAACCUCUGCUGAACAGUAUCCAGAUACUGUACUCAGUACUUGAAUAUAUGUUAAAAAAAAUGUUUCUCUAGAUGCUCUGCUCCAUCACUAGAGCAGUACUCAGAUACUGUACUCAGUAUUUCACCAGACAGUCUUCAUUCUGGCUGGAACAAACUGCAGACAUCACAGAAGAUUAGUAAGGCAACAUUUUGACAUUUAUAUGUUUCUUUUUUUGUUGUGCUUGCAUGACCCACGACCUGAAACUCUCACCAUUUUUCUUGAAGCACAAAUAUGAAUGUGCCUUUGGAUUAUAGCAGGGGUCACCGACAUGGAAAGCAUGUUUCUUAUACAUGAAGUUUAGAUAAGUUUAGGAGGGCGUUUGAAACUGGUAGCCCUUCAUAUAGCUCAGUACUCGUGAAGUAGCUCUCAGUUUCAAAAAGAUUGGUGACCCCUGGAUUAUAGAAUAUGAGCCUUUGAACUGAGGGCCGUUGAGCAGAUUUUCAUCAAUCACAGUGUUCCCAAUAAUUAUUAAAAUGUUGUAUAAACCAGGAGAAUUAAUAACAAUUAUAUUUCAUUCCAAAUAAUUGUAAUUAUGCAAUUUUAACAACAGAACUCACAGUUGGGAUGACAUUACUUUAAAGCUAAAUGGAACUGUGUAUGAUCAGCCAUGCUGUACUUGGCAGUCUGAGACAAGCUGAUCACAUGACUGAUCACAUGACUCUUUCUCCUGCUCAACAAGCUGGGCCGGCCCUCCUCAUUUACCAACAACACCAAACAUUCCAGUGAUCUAUUUUGGUGCCUUUGCCAGGGCUGACGUGCACUGAACUGUACAGCUUUGUCUAGGAGCAGCAGGCACAGGCAGAUGAGCAAACAUUUCUGUCAGAGAGCAACGUGGGAUUGCAGACGAUGCCUUCAGCUAUGACACACCAUCAUACUUCCACAAGCCGGAAUUCUUGUGGAGUUUCAUAGGUGCUACACAUAUAGACACCCCAAGGCCAACCUCUGUGUUUUCUGCUGCCGAUGAUGCGGGCAGAUUUAAGGAGAUGGCCAGCCGCUUGUCAUUCCUACCAUGACACCUAGGAAUGACGACACUGCAUGGGAUCCGCCAUGGCACCCCUGAAAAUAUACCUAGUACAAGUGCAUUUUCAAAACAUACAAGUUAGACCAGUGACCUCAUUUCCAGUUAAAAGUACACGUUUAGCUGAGCAUGACACUGCAUGUUCACAUCUAUUAUACACAUCCUUGGCACAGUGAUCGGUGAGAAUGAGCCCUAAAAUUUUAAAUGGGUUGCCUUCUUAGGGAAUGAUGAGAUCAGUUUGCUGCACAUCACCCAAGGAAUAACUGGAGUGUUCAUGAAUAUCCUGUCUUUGUAUAUAUCUUGUGAAUAAAGCGGUUAUUUUUUUUGGACUAAAUUAGGCUGAUGGUACUAAAUGUGGAAUCACACAGUGGGUUUAAUCCACAGAUUUCUUAACUUUAUCCUUGUAAAGAAAAACACUAUGUCCAUUGAGAAGAAUGGCAGAGAAAGAUUGUAGAUGUAACAAAGUUCACUGAACCCUGAUAAGUUAAUUAAAUUCAUUACCUUUUACAA